Messenger RNA from Oncorhynchus gorbuscha (pink salmon), 3398 nucleotides. RefSeq names its product heparan-sulfate 6-O-sulfotransferase 1-A-like. Lineage: Eukaryota; Metazoa; Chordata; Actinopteri; Salmoniformes; Salmonidae. Bases 351 to 1649 code for a protein of 432 amino acids. Gene Ontology annotation, molecular function: heparan sulfate 6-sulfotransferase activity. The transcript is spliced from 4 exons. Gene Ontology annotation, cellular component: membrane. The record is from RefSeq and is a predicted model, not a curated record.
GGUGGGUUAUUUCGCUGAGGAUCCUGGGUACAUAGCUCAAUAGUAAUGCAGCGAAGAGGACUUUAAACACACAUGCAUCGCAACAACACAGGGAAGGGAGAAAACGGAGAACACACAUUGUUGCGCUGGAUUUUACGGGGUCUCUUUGUACACUGUAAAUACGCUUAGUUUAGUUACAUUGUAUUCACAUAAUCGCUUCUGUAACCUACCCCAUUGAUAUGACCGUGUCCUGUUCCGCUUGCUUGGGGAGAGAGAGUACAACAACAGGAAUUAAUUCUAGCUACACCGUUCUGGUCCCCUCGAGUCGGUUUACCGGGAAAUGGUAACGUUUGCACCGCAUUGGAAGGACCAUGGUUGAGGCGAGCAGCAAAUUUCUCCUAAUUGUAGUCGGCUCCGUCUGUUUUAUGCUGAUCUUAUAUCAAUACGUCGCGCCUGGGGUUAUCAAUUUCGGCUCACCACACGGAUAUUUCACUGAGGAGGACGAUGGUGGGGACAUUUUCCCUUCCCCAGACCCGCACUACGUCAAGAAAUACUAUUUCCCAGUCCGGGAUUUGGAGCGAACGGUGGAAUUUGAAAUCAAAGGAGAAGACGUUAUCGUGUUUUUACACAUUCAGAAGACAGGAGGGACAACGUUCGGGAGACACCUGGUUCAGAAUGUGAGGUUGGAGGUUCCGUGUGACUGUAGACCGGGUCAGAAGAAGUGUACCUGUUAUCGACCCAACCGAAAAGAGACCUGGUUAUUCUCCCGGUUCUCCACCGGUUGGAGUUGUGGCUUACACGCGGACUGGACCGAGCUAAAAAAUUGUGUUCCUGGAGUUCUAGAUAAAAAGGAGACCAGGAUGAAAAAUGAAAGGAAGUUCUACUACAUCACCCUCUUAAGGGACCCAGUGUCUCGGUACCUCAGCGAAUGGAGACACGUCCAGAGGGGCGCGACGUGGAAGACCUCAUUACACAUGUGUGACGGACGUACCCCUACUCUGGAGGAACUACCAGCCUGCUAUGAGGGUUCUGAUUGGUCAGGAUGUACCUUGCAGCAGUUCAUGGACUGUCCUUAUAACUUGGCCAAUAACAGACAGGUUCGUAUGCUAGCGGACCUGAGCCUGGUAGGCUGCUACAACAUGUCUACAGUCCCAGAGCAGAGGCGUUCUCAGCUGUUAUUAGACUCCGCUAAGAAGAACCUGAGGGACAUGGCCUUCUUCGGCCUGACAGAGUACCAGAGGAAAACCCAGUUCCUGUUUGAACGUACCUUCAGACUGAGGUUCAUACGACCCUUUAUGCAAUACAACAGCACCAGAGCGGCCGGAGUGGAUUUGGACAACACUACGGUGCAGCGCAUCGAGGAGCUGAAUGAGCUGGACAUGGAGUUGUAUGAUUACGCCAGAGACCUGUUCCAGCAGAGAUACCAGUACACCAGGCAGCAGGAACGACGGCUGCAACGACUCAGGACCCACAACCAGAACCACAACGGUCAGGGGCUAGGGGUCGAGGGUCAGGGCCUGGGAGUGGGCCUGUGGCCUUCUAGAUCCAAACUAACCCCUGGACCAGGAGAGGAAGAAGUGGAGGACCCAGAAGAAGGGGGGAGAACAGAGGAGGUGGGAGGGAGGUUACCGACGGAAGACUAUAUGAACCAGAUAAUUAAUCGUUGGUAACGCACACACUCUCAUCGGAGGUUAGAGGUCAGGGGUGAAAGUGUAUAGGGUAGUUAUGGAGACUGAAGUAGAGGAAUGGGUUGAAUGUCACUGACAACCGACUUUCAUCGUUCCCCCUCUCUCGCUCUCCCUUGCCUUUUCUCUCCCUCUUUAUCUCUCUGGUACAUAAAGGUGAAAAAAACUCAAGUGGGGAAACUCCCAGAAAUCCCUUCAGAGAGCAGAGCUUUGAACCGUUGGACAGAAAGUUUUCCAUUGGCUGAGCUGAACCGCGAAAAUGAAAAUGUAACAUCUACAGAAAAACAGACUACGUAAAGCAAGAGUUGGACCAUGUCUAAAAAGCUUUUUUCUUGGACAUCGGCCGCCAUUUCAGACAUGAACAUGCGUCUUAAUGACGCAAUUCUCAUUUUAGAACUACUAUGUUUAUUAUUAUAUCGUUUUUAUGUUGUUGUUUUUUUAAAGCAGCAUUGUAAUGACACUGAGACCAAUGUUACUGCCUAAAGAAACAAGUGAUUAUUUUAUUUGUAUGUUUUUUAAAGGAAAUGUAACCAAUAGAUGGACGGACGUACCAUGGACCAUAGCCAUUAUUUUAAAAUUAUGGGGACGUUAUGCAUAUAUGUGUGUAGACAACUGGGUAGCAAUCCAUCCAAAUUACAUCCUAUGCCCUUUGUGGGGCACUACUUCCAUUCCAACACCUUAUUAUUAAUUAUGUAGUGUGCUACUUCUGGCGCCAUAUUCCCUAUAUAGUGCACUACUUUUAUCAGAGCCCUAUGUGGCCCUAUAAGGAAUAGGGUGUGGUUUGAGACGUGGCCAUGGAUGUGAUGAAUGUUAGAGCUGAUCUGAUGCAGUGUAAAUGGAACUGAGCCCAACCCUACUUCUGACUGGUAGUUAGUGCCUCUUAGGACAGACAUGAUGACUAUUAGACCUACCUGAUAUUUCAGGCUCACACAACUUUUUUUUGACUACUUUUCCCCUGUGUUUCCGUGUGUGUUUGUCUAUGUGCGCAUACACAUGUAAAUAGUGUGUAUGCAUUUGUAAAUAUUGUGUGUGUGUGUGUGUGUGUGUGUGUGUGUGUGUGUGUGUGUGUGUGUGUGUGUGUGUGUGUGUGUGUGUGUGUGUGUGUGUGUGUGUGUGUGUGUGUGUGUGUGUGUGUGUGUGUGUGUGUGUGUGUGUGUGUGGGUAUUGUGUGCGUGCGUGCGUGUGUGAGAGAGAGAGAAUGGCUUUAGCUUUGCUGUGUGAUUGAUAUGCUAUAUGACCAAUCUCUUGCCAUAGUGUUAGAGGGAUGAAUGUAAACCCUUUUAAUGUAUUCCUACCAUGGAGGGAGAGACACACACAGACAAAGGCUUGAGGUAGACAUUUCCCUUAACUCUAGGUCACCUUGAUAUCUGACUCUGUAUCACUCCCAUGUGAAUAUGUCCAAAAUAACACACACACACAUUUACAUUUACAUUUAAGUCACACACACACCAUUAUGUCAACUACAGCACUACUCAGCGAUGGUAAUGCUUUUGGAGUCCCUCAAACUCAAAUUACACCAGGACAAACUGCUAUAAACUGUCUUUACAAUCUUGUCGCUUAAAAUAGUGUCUUAAAUAUUUACGUUGAAUGAAAUUGAAUAUUUUCCAUCACAAACAUUAACUUCCUGCGUGUCUCAACUAGUUCCCUCUAUCAGUGUCAUUCAGGCAAUUUUCUUAUGAUUGCAAAAACGGAUCAUCAAACCACUAAUUAAAAUAUUCAAUUUUUGUAAAAAAA